Closterium sp. Naga37s-1 is the source of this 1365-nucleotide messenger RNA. The record is from the annotation of a GenBank genome assembly. NCBI's taxonomy places the organism in Eukaryota, Viridiplantae, Streptophyta, Zygnematophyceae, Desmidiales, Closteriaceae.
AUGAUGCCGCAGGCAAGGGAGUGGACGGAGGUGGCAUGGGAUGGGACUUCCACCCGCCUCCCUCAAUUCCGCCUCCCUCAAUUCCGCCUCCCUCAAUUCCGCCUCCCUCAAUUCCGCCUCCUUCAAUUCCACCUCCCUCAAUUCCACCUCCCUCAAUUCCACCUCCCUCAAUUCCGCCUCCCUCAAUUCCGCCUCCCUCACUUCCGCCUCCCUCACUUCCGCCUCCCCACUCCCUUCACACCCCCCUGGCUCCAGCUGCAGCUGCGCUUAAAGCAGCAGCGGCAGGAGGGACAGCAGGAGGGGCAGCAGGAGGGGCAGCAGGAGGGGCAGCAGGAGGGGCAGCAGGAGGGGCAGCAGGAGGGGCAGGAAUAUGAACCAUACCCUCGAAUGUGCAUGCAUGAGUGGAAACCAUUGCGACCACAGUCGUUAAGGUCGCAUCACCACCAGCAUCAGCAACCAACACUGUCACUGCCUCCUCACACGCGCUCUUCCUCCUCUUCCUGCCAACGAUCGCUUCCCUCGUCCCCUUCCCCUCCCCUCUCCCAUUCCCCUUCCCUCUCCCCUUCCCCUCCCCUCUCCCAUUCCCCUUCCCUCUCCCCUUCCCCUCCCCUCUCCCCUUCCCCUUCCCUCUCCCCUUCCCCUUCCCUCUCCCCUUCCCCUUCCCUCUCCCCUUCCCCUUCCCUCUCCACUUCCCCUUCCCUCUCCCCUUCCCCUUCCCGCUCCACUUUCCCUUCCCCCUCCCCUUCCCCUUCCCCCUCCCCUUCCCCUCCCCUCUCCCCUUCCCCUUCCCUCUCCACUUCCCCUUCCCUCUCCCCUUCCUCUUCCCUUUCCCCUCCCCCUUCCUUCUCCACUUCCCCUUUCAUCUCCCAUUCCCCUUCCCUCUCCCCUUCCCCUUCCCCUUCCCUCUCCCCUUCCCCUUCCCUCUCCACUUCCCCUUCCCUCUCCCCUUCCCCUUCCCUCCCUUCCCUCUCCCCUUCCCCUUCCCUCUCCCCUUCCCUCUCCCCUUCCCCUUUCCUCUCCCCUUCCCCUUCCCUCUCCCUUUCCCCUUCCCUCUCCCAUUCCCCUUCCCCCUCCCGUUCCCGUUCCCCCUCCCGUUCCACUUCGCGCUUCCCUUCCCCUUCCCCCUCCCCUUCCCCUUCCCCUCCCUUCCCUUCCGGAACCUUCUUCCCCCAUUUUGUCUUCCUCCACGCGUGUCGCUCCCAGCGUCAGCGCCACUCCGCCAAACUCCACCCGGGUUCCCGCCAGUCCGUCGCGCCCCGCCCGCCAGUGCACGCGCCCGACCUCCCGCAACCGCUGCGACUGACGGCCGGCGGAGGGCACGGGCGACGAAUUCCAUGCUGCCACGUCAGUUUCGGAGUUCCCUAG